This is a messenger RNA of Leucoraja erinaceus (little skate), 11383 nucleotides long. Its product is annotated as progesterone receptor-like. Gene Ontology annotation, biological process: regulation of DNA-templated transcription. The coding region runs from base 791 to 3055 and encodes 754 amino acids. NCBI's taxonomy places the organism in Eukaryota, Metazoa, Chordata, Chondrichthyes, Rajiformes, Rajidae. The record is from RefSeq and is a predicted model, not a curated record. The transcript has 9 exons. Gene Ontology annotation, molecular function: sequence-specific DNA binding; DNA-binding transcription factor activity; zinc ion binding.
UCAGCACUCAAUUGCAACUUCCAGAUACUUUGACAAAAGCUCCCAUCUACAUCCAGCAAAGGGUUUUCACACUGACGUAUCUGAUUUAAAUGGACGAUUUAAAUCCCACGUCCAUAGCUCUUUUCUUUUGAACAGAUGCGGGCGGCUUCCGUCCAACUCUUUCCACUGUUCAAUUCAAGAAGUCCGCUUAUUAUAAAAAAACACAAACUUGCGGUUUUAAAUUGUAUUCCUAUGCGGUAGAGUAUUUGAAAGAAACACAAUCUGGAAAGGCGCGUUUAGUUUGUGUCUCUUGCACCUUAACUCGAUCGGAGCAAACUGUGGUGGCGGCCGGACUUUGAGAAUGAGCGGGUGGUAUUGACCAGAAAUUGACAAGCUCUGGGUUGUUCGCGGGGAAAGCGAGGACAGCGUAGCUUUCAGACAAAGCGAGGAGGAGGAGGAGGAUAAAAAUGACCCCGGAUGUUUCUACCUUGUAAGUCAAAAAUUUUCAGGAGUAAACUUUUUUUUUGGUGACGUGUGAUGAUCGCUGCACAAUACUGUACGCAAAGUCUCACAUCUUCAACUCACACGUGAUAGAGGGAGAGCCGAGACUGCGAGGCGAAUGAGGCAGAAAUCCGGAGAUCAAGCCGGCUACGAUCGCGAUUUCCAGCGUUCAGUGAGGUGAGCAGAUGCGUGGGAUGGAGUUCACGCCUGGGGAACGUUGCAGAGUCGUGGUUGGCGGAGCUCAACCUUGAGAACCAACAGAGCAGGCAGAGCGAACGCAAGCUGGUUCCUGUACACUUCCGCCCGUCGAAUGGAGCAAGGGAACAUAAAAAACAUGGAUGAGAAGGAAACGGCAGACAAGGUUCUGUCCUACUCUUCUGGAACGAGUUCCAGAGAUGGGUCCACAACAGACCUGCUGAAGGCGGUUUCCGACUCAAUGGGACUUUAUAUGGACGACUUGCUUCCUCAGUCUGAGCUGACUACAGCGUUGGAAAGGAAAGUUGAGAGCGACUCGGAGAAAAGCAGUAUUUCCCCGAAACAUCUAGAGGGCAUCGCCUUAUCUUCUGUGUCCAGUCUCAGCGAGGCGACAGAACCGUCCACGUGGACCAACUGCGAUUUAGGUUUGAGUGAAAGCAGUUCUGAAGGGAUAGGAGCGGGGAAACAGCCCAUGCCCCCGGCUCCCGUGGGUUCCUGGUCGCUGAUUAACACAGAUAGGAAUCUUCCCAGUGAUCCCAAACAGCUCAAAGUUUGUCCCGGGGAGAACUUAAGUUCGAUAGAGCAAAGUAACAUCCCCGCCACUCUGCAGUCCAUGAAAUCCGAAAUCUGCCUGGAGAGAGAUGACGCCUGCCACUCAAGCCCCCGAGGGCAAAUGUCACCACUGAAUAUUUUGCGUUUUCCCUUCCUGCCGCUCAACCCCAUCUAUCUGGCCGCACGCACCCACCAACUUCUUACCACGGACGAUUGCGACCACGCUCCUUACAUCCCGGACAUUUCCAGCUCGUACGGUUAUGCCGAGACUGGCGGCUCUCCCAAUGCGAAGGUUGAAAGGACCAUGCAACCCGAAUCGCAGCCACCAAUGAACAUGAGCCAGGAAGCCGGCAACACAUUUGGUUACAUGCCUUCCAGUUAUUCCCCUUAUAGCGACUAUUCCAUUUCCCCUCAACAACAAAGACCCAUCAUGAGAGGCGAACCUCUUGAAGAUGCCGUCAUGUUUAAGACUGAGCCCCUAGAUUCCUACGGCCUCUCGCACCAUGAAGCGGGACUCAAUUGCAGCUUCUUGGUUCAAGAUGACACCAUGCCGUCUACUUCUUCAGCUCCCGUGACCUGGUACCAGCCCAUUACAUAUCUGGGUUAUCAAGGUGGAACUAAACCAAUGGCAGAGAGUUAUUCGCAAGGCUACUCUCAGUAUACUGGCUUGAUAAGGCCAGAGAAUGGAAGAGGCCACUUUGCCCCGGGACUGAGUCUGCAGAAACUCUGUCUGAUCUGCGGUGAUGAAGCCUCAGGUUGCCACUAUGGAGUCCUUACAUGUGGAAGUUGUAAGGUUUUCUUCAAGAGGGCUGUUGAAGGGCAACAUAAAUAUCUAUGUGCAGGAAGAAAUGACUGCAUCAUUGACAAAAUUCGCAGGAAGAACUGUCCAGCCUGUCGCCUCAGGAAGUGCUAUCAAGCUGGAAUGGUGUUGGGAGCCCGAAAGCUAAGGAAAUUCAGUAAAUUAAAGAACAUCGGCAACAACCCAUCUUCACUGCAGUCCGAAAUGACACUUUCAAGUGUCAGUCCAGUCGCAAUGCCAAAGAUCACAUUACAUUCCGCUGGAGGAGUCCAGUUCACGCCGACACUCGUUUCCAUUUUACAGAUAAUUGAACCCGAAGUUGUUUAUGCAGGCUAUGAUAACAGUCAGCCGGACUCGUCUAACUAUCUGCUAACCAGCCUGAAUAGGCUUUGCGAAAGGCAGCUUGUAGCUGUUGUUAAAUGGGCCAAAUCUGUACCAGGAUUUCGGAAUUUGCACAUAGAUGAUCAAAUGACCCUCAUUCAGUACUCGUGGAUGGGCCUGAUGGUAUUCGCAAUGGGAUGGAGAUCAUAUAAACACGUCAAAGGAAAGAUGCUGUACUUUGCUCCGGAUCUGAUUUUUAAUGAGCAACGAAUGCAAAAGUCGGCGAUGUAUGAUCUGUGUAUAGCAAUGCGCCAAAUCUCACAAGAAUUUAUUCAUCUUCAAGUAUCUCAAGAGGAAUUUUUAUGCAUGAAAACCUUAAUACUGCUUAAUACAAUUCCCUUGGAAGGACUCAAGAGCCAGACCUACUUUGAAGAGAUGCGAAGAGACUACAUUAGGGAGUUGAGCAGAGCCAUUAACUUGCAGGAUAAAAGUGUGCAGAGCAGCUCUCAACGUCUUUACCAGCUCACAAAGCUCAUGGACUCGAUGCAUGAACUUGUCAAGAAGCUGCAUCAGUUCUGCUUGAAUACAUUUGUUCAGUCCCAGGCGCUGAGUGUGGAGUUUCCAGAGAUGAUGUCAGAGAUUAUAACCACCCAGUUACCCAAGAUCCUGGCUGGGCUGGUGAAGCCACUGCUCUUCCACAAGAAAUGAGGAACUUUCUCUCUUUGCCAUGUCUGACUGCCUCGAUCACGGGCAGGAUUUAUUUUGCAUUAUGCAAGCUUCAUCUAUUUUUGUGACCAUGACAGUACUGCAAAUGAAAAUUGUUUGCAAAAUUGAUGACAAAAGGUUUAGCAAUGCUGUUUGGCAUCAGUGAUGGUGGAAGCUCAUUGUCAUAGCUGCACUAUAUGUUUUAUAAGCAAUGAAAUGUGAAUUUAGUCCCGUUGUUUAAUGUGUAAUUUUCAGAUCAAAAAGAUUUUGUAUCUUUUGGUACUUUCUGGUAUUUUGUAACAUUCGAGUUAUGUAAAGUUUCUGCAUCUGCUUUAAUAUUAAAUGGAAAUGCUAUAAUCUUCAGAUUGAAAAGCUGCAUAACCCCCAAAAUUUCUUCAUCUUAUUUCAUGUGCCAUAAAUAGUGCCGGUCCUUUCAAGUGGCUUUUCAAGUGGUCUUCCUUUAUUAUUUCCAAUCAGAAAUCCUUGGCUAUGCUUUCUUCUUUUCAUCUUCUGCCUCGCCCAUGAACUGUAUUGGGUGCUGCUUUGGUGCUGAAGAAAGUAAACAUUGCACAGAUAAAUGUAUCACCAGUUUGUUUGUUGAAAGAUAUUCAGUGUGCAUGCAGUUUGGGACCUUUUUGGUUGCUCAGGGUUCCUUGGAUUUUAAACGCUACUUUGCCUGUAAGAAACUUUCAGUAGUCUCAUCUUGUUUCCGUUCAACUAAUAAUUGAUAACAUGGCAAUUCACAAUGUUGAUAAGAAAAAACAAGUAAACGGAAGUUUCACCAUGCCUCCAGCCAAAGUCAAAAUUGUGCAUAAUUGGAACUGGUGAAUUAAUUGAUAUUACCUGCCAGGUUUGUAAAUCUCAGUUGCAGAUCUAUUAAUGGAGCCUCUAUAACUUAAUGUGGUGGCACUGUGUUCUCCUUCCUCAGAGAAUAACCAUGGGAAUCUCUCAUUUCGGCUGAGAGGUGAAAAAUCAGCAUUUGCAUUCAAACAAAUCAAGAACCUGGAUGAUGUGCUUAUAAUGCUGUUGAAGUCCUCGCCUGCUCACAUACUUAACCCAAGCAUUGUAUCCUGUAAGUCAGGAGAUCAGUAUACUUACAAGAUUAGAUUUCCAUUGUGGUUUCAGGAUCAGGGAAGCAAGUUUACCGCAUGUCAUGUAACAAGCCCUUUUAGACUCUGCUUGAUAUGAUAUUUAAACUUCUAUUGUGAUUGCACAGAUCAGGAAUCGAAGGACUAAAUAAUUGUGAGCGUGCAUUCACAUUUCGAAAUAGGACAAUUAUAUAAAUUAAGCGGUGAUUAUGUUCAUCAAGGACUCGACUAUUCCGAGUAUUAUUUGCUCAUUUGGGAUGUAAUUCAAUUUUUCCAUAUUCCAGCAAUAAGCCAAAUUGCAUCUUCAGGAAGCAGGGUGCCACUAUAUCGAGUGACUAUAAGCACCAAAUGCAGUGUCCACUAUCUACUGGGACCUGCUCAAUUAAGAGUUUAAUUUCAUUUUGAUGUAGAUGUGACAUCUGGGGAUCAAUGUUCUUUUAAACAGAUAGUAGUACCUGCUUUAGACAUGCCAUUGAUUUAAUUUAAUGUAGAUUGCUCAGUGAAGAAAACAAUAGUCAAUCAGUCAAUAUAUUAAAAAAAUUAAAUCUUCUCUCCCGCUUGAUUCUUUCGCAAGAUCCAAAUUGAGAAUAAAAAAGCAAUCUGUUAUUGCUUUGAUCUUUGAAGCUAGUUAUCAGCUACCACAUAAACAAGAGCCAUUGAAGAAGAAAAGGCACAGUUUCAGAUGUCUGUUAAGUCGUACAGUUUUCUUCAACUUUGCCCCUGAUUUCUCCAGACGUCCGCUAUCUGUAUCAAGCACUUAUGAGAAUCACCUGUUGUAUUUCCAACAGAUUAAAAAAUACACUGCUGCUUGUCAGUGGGCUCCAAGACAAACAUGGAUAAUAUUUAGCUGUGUACAAUGUAAACUUCAUUUGAGAAUAACUAUUCCCCUUCUUUCUGAGGUUAUUUGCUCCCGAAAGUAACAAAGUACAUAUCUCCAGUCUGCUUUGUUCACCUCAGUGUCCAAGUGAGAUACUCAUAACUUAAUAACUAGCCUGGAGAUCAUGUUGUCAGGCAUACUUCCUUACAACUCAUAAUAAGAUCCCAGGUUAUAAGAUCACCUUUAAUAAGGCUGUGGUUCUAUUUUAUAUUAAAGUUGCCAGGAAAUAUCAGCAAGCUCCUUUUGAAACCACAAAAAUAUUUCCUUCUGGCUAAAAUACUUUUAAGUUCCACUCUUUAAUCAAAAAGUGCAGUUUAAAGAAUAAAAAUGUAGCCAUGUUCUUCUUAUCUACAGAACACUGAUUCUGUGCCAUAAUCCUGAAGAAUAGGAACCACUGUUCCCCAUAAGGAUCUCUGCUGAAUUUCUUCAUUUUAGUUGGCGAGAUAGCAGGAAUUCUAUGGUGGCUUUACCUCACAUACCCAGUGAAAAGAGAUCAGGCAGACUUAUUAGCUCUGGAUUGUAUUUGCUACAGUGGGUGAAUACAAGAUUAGAUUUUAACGAAUUAUUGACUACUCAUUCUCAUCUCUCCCAAUUCUGUAACACUCCAGCAGUGGCUUUCAUAACUCAGGAAUAACCACAUGUACCAGAGGGAAUCCUGUAUCUGAAGAACUAUACUCUAGCAUGAAGACAAUGCCAGUAAGGAAUAAAGAAUGAUGAUAAUCAAAGGAAAUUGGGAAUGUAAAAUAAAUGAUAAAUAUAUUUCAGCUUAUUAUUAACACCUAUAAUCUGCACUCUGAAGAUCUGCAUGAUAUGGUAACAUUUCUACAGCUUCAAAAAAUUGCACAUCAGAAGAUAUAUGAAUCUCUGCAUUUAAAAUAUUAAUGCUCUUUGUUUCCUGAGGAAAGGGGUGGGAUUUCAGGUUACAAUCUCUCUGUGAGAAACACUGAUGUUGUUCACAAUCUUUAAGCCCUAUUCCCUUGAUGCUGGUACUUUUACUCAGUGAUGUUCAAAAACAGAAAACUCUUACAGAACUGAGCCAAACUUCAUCAUCAUGAAUAUCUUUCUUUUAUUUGGGAUAUUGUUAUUUUACAUGUUUUCAUAGAUGCGGAUGUGAACAUUUAAAAUUUCUUGAUACAGUCAUACUUGACUAAGACAUUUUUAUAUUUUCAAUCAGCAAACAAAACUGCUUAAAAUGUAUUCAUACCAAAAUUUGUUGUUUCAAAUAAGUUUCUAUAUAACCAUAUCAUUUUAUCACCUGUAUCCCCCGUUAAAUUAGGCCUGAUCUCAUGAUAUAUUGGGAGCAGAUACUGCUUUUGUCUUUCACUGUGGCUUAUUGAAUCAGAGUUUCCAUGUUGAAAUAACUCAAUCUGAUUUAGCAUUUGGCUUCUCAUCAAUAUAUUAAUGCAUCCUAGAUAAAAACAUAACCGUAACAUCAAAAGUCAGAGAUAUGCAAAUUGACAGAGCUUUCCACUUUCACUCAAGCAAAAAUACCCGUGAUAUAUGGCAUUAACAAACACAAAGGGAGACUAUUCUCCCUUUGAGAUAGUUAGAAAUGUUAUUCAGCUAAAGUUAUCCACAUGCCACAUAUUAGUGUCCACUUAGGUUUCCAGCUUUAGUCUUAUCCAGUUCUUUGAAAUUAUGUUUCAAAUGUUCAGAGUUUGGGAUGUUCACACUUUCAUCCAAUAAGUCUUAACAUUGUUCUGAUUUUACUCCACUUUCUGAUAUUUUAAUUUAUUGAUGCACUACCAAAAUCUCUAUAACAUGUAAAAACUAUGUUACAUAGUACAAUAACUAUGAAAUAAGCAUUUAAGAGUUGUAAUUCCUGCUGUAGCAUGCCACAAGGGACUGGUUUUCAAACGAGUUCCAGUUAAUAAGAAUUAAAUGGAAUAUCUCACUGUCAAAUUUCAUGUUGAGAUUCUUCCUGCAGCUAAUGAUGAGGAAUGAUAUGAGGUGUAUCCUGGUCAACAGACUUAAGAAAUGUUCUAAAAGAAUGGAAAUACCUUAAGUUUUCCUAAUUGAUUAACCUUUAUAACCAAUGGUUUUGUGGAGAAUAACUUAACACGUAAAGUUGAACAACCGCAAUUUAAUAUUAAGUAUUUAAGGCCUAAAAAUUAUCAUUUGAAUCUUAGCAUAUCAAAUUAUUGUGUAGCUCGUGAUUAAUUUACAACAAUGCCUCUACUAAACAAGCAUAUUGAUGGAUUUGAGAUAAAUGUUAAGUACAUAUAUCACAUAGCAAAUUUUAAUUCCGUCAUAUUUCCCUAAAAGUUGAUAUCUUUACAAAUCAUUAAUUCAAUUCAAAUAGUGCAAUAACAUUUAUGUAUGAGAUUUGUUUCCCAAUAGAGAUGUAUGUCAGUAGUAGAUUAGUAUCCCCUGUGAAUUAGUACUCAACCUAUUGUGUUUAAUGAGCACCUUUAAAGAUAAACCUGUGAACCUAGCGUAUUUUACAGGAUGCAAAGCGGUGAAGGAACUCAUCGGAACAGACAGCAUCUGGGGAGGGAAUGGACAGGUGAUGUUUCGGGUCGAGACCUUUCUUCAGACUGAUUUUUCAGGUCGGGACCCUUCUUCAGAUGUCCCAACCCGAAACGUUGCCUGUCCAUUACCUCCUUAGAUGUCGCCUGACCUGCUGAGUUCCCCCAGCACUUUGCGUUUUGCUCAAGGUUCCAGCAUCUGCUGUGUCUCCUGUUUAAAUUUGACUGUGCAGCAAAUGAAUAAUGAAUGAAUUUGACUUUUCAUUUGUUUAUUUAGUGAACUAUUUAAAACAUUGUAAAUGAAAGAUUGGAUGUCAAAUUAAAAAAAUAUUUAUCUUUGAACUAAAGCAAUUGAAAUGUGGAAGAUCACACCAUGGCAAUCUUUUCUGUGUCUGCUGUUAUUCCUGUACCAUGUUUUGUUAGCUGUUCCUGGGCAGGCUUGACCGAAUGGCAAUGGAAGCUUUGAAUUUUAAAACAAAAUAAAUAAAUUGAAUGAUGGAAAUUAUGGGAUUCAUGCAGCUUUGCGUUUAUAUGCUAUUAUAAAUACAAUUAAUGUGGCAGGAAAUGUAAGAAAUGUAAGAAUCUGUAGACUGUUGUUCUUCCCUCAAUUGCGAGGCCAAAAGGAAAUAAUAUCAUCCACUGAUUACUACUGACUUCUCUGCCCUGCAAUCAUUUUCCAUGACUAUUAGCAAAAACAUUGGAUGCAUCUGACAAAUCCCAUUUACACUUGCACUCUCCAAAUUACCAAGUCUGGUAUUGCAUGCAUCUGACCAAAAUUACCACUCCUGUGAACCUCUCAAUAACAAGGUUAAUGGAACAAUAAUGAUAACACUGGGUAUGAGCUCCCACCUUGUUACAUGAAGACAAAUAGUUCAGCAGCGUCUUAAUGCUUCUAACAGUGGAAAAUGAUUGGAAAAUAUCAUUAGGGAUGUAUAACAAAUGAACUAAGAAACUGUUGAUGAUAUUACAGAGUUUACCUAAAAAAAACAUUUAAAACAAGCAUUUCUGAAUCGUGGCAACUGUGCUUUCAUGAACUAAACAUUGACAAUAUCUUCACUAAUGACUAUCCAGUCUUCAUGCAAACGCAUAUUGUUAUCUGUUACUGGAAACCUUUUUCAUUUAUUAAAUCUUUUUCAUUAUGAUUUGUUUAAAUGUAAUCCCUUGUUUCAUUUAGAGACCAGCUUUUAAGGAAGUUUACAAUGACUGAAAGCAGAUAGUAAACAAAUUUGAAUUGAAACAACAAUCUCACCAGUUCUUGAUUCAAAUUCUUACAGGCAAUCUGGAAGAAAAAUUCCUAUUUUUCAUUCAAUGGUUUCAUCAAUUUAUCCCAAAUAAUCUCGAUCAUUUCAUAAGAAGAAAUGAAUUUAACUGCACCCAAACAAUCAUAAGCCUCCAAAAUCAAUACUGACAAAUGGAGCAAAGUAAAAAUAUGUAUAAAAACACAAGACCACGGAAAUAUUGAUGUAUAUUCCAUGUAAAAAAAGAACAUUAAAGUAAACACAAAACUAUAUCAACUUAACCUACCAUGGGAUUACACGGUUAACCUACCUAGACAUUUGAGUGCAUUAGCCAAUAUUAAUUGAACUUUAGUUUGAAUUGUCACUUAUUAUUCUUGGCAAAUUGAAAAUAACAUUUAAUUUGGUUAUUUAUUAUGCAGAAAAGUACUUCCAACUAAUUGAAAUAUUAGAAGCUAAUUUGCAGAAAACUGUUUUCACAUCACAUUCUUUUGCAUUCUAGAAGUAGCAAAAAUUCAGCGCUUUUUGAAACAUUUUUCUCCUCCCACCACGAAAGUAAUCUUCACCUAGGUGGCAGAGUAUUUUUUAUUCAGCAGAAAACAAACUCCAAUUUGAAAUGGAUCUUAGUUUUCUGAAUUUUUCAGUUAAAUAUAUAUGUGAAAAAUGAAAAAUGAUUUUUUUCAAGAUCAAUUCAAGAGCAUAAACUUCACAAUGGUUGUUUAUUUUAUAACAAGAGUUUUCCAUCCUGACUGUGCCAAAACAUUUUACAAGUGGAUGGAGGUAACUUAAAGUCUAAUCAUUCCUUUUUGUAUUUAAAUAUUUUAAAUGCCUCUAAGUGCAGACCACUUUAUCUGGUCCAAAGCUGCUAUAGAUAAUCAAUAUUUACAACUUAGCAAAUCUCACUAUCUUGGUUACACAAAAUUAUAUGGGGUCAGUAAUAUGAACUCUUAAGACAACAGUAUUCAUAAACCAAUUUUUGCAUGCUUUGGUGAUAACUGGGAAUACAUAAUAGGCUACCACUGCACACAGAGUAUUGUUAAGGAAGUAUAAACAUAUUGGGGAAUUAAGAGGAAAAAUAAUCAAGCAAAGUAAUUCCUAGAGUAAGGUGGUUGUUAAACCUCAUGUCAGUGGUUUAAUCAAGAAUCAAUUAAAAGUAGUCCUGAAUUCUACUUUGCACCAUUUGUGUGUUUUGUGAAAAUUCACCCAAUCUGCAAAAAAAUUUAUAUUCACAAUAUGGGAGAGAAAAUUAGUUUUGAUUGCCAGCACUGAGCAUGCAUGGGAAUGUAACUGCCAGUUGUAUUCACCUCCUUCCCGUUCAGCUCCGCAAAACUGAGUAUGUGUCGGUAAGAGAGUCAUAUAAAUGAUAUGAAUCAAAAUAAUGAAAUUCUUACUUGCUGCAACUUUACUGGCACAGGCAACAACAACAACAAAUGCACAAUACAUGACUAGUUAUUCUAAGUAAACUAGACCAUGACAGUGCAAAAUUGAAGUACGUAAACCAACCAUAGUUGUGCAAAGUCCAUAGAGGUUCAGUGCUGAAGUAGGGUUGUGAUUAGGGUUGUUCAAGGUGGUUCAGGUAAAUGCAACUGGUUAUGUUGUCCACCUGUUUAGUGUUGGUGACAAGGCAAGGUCCUCUCUCCUUUCUCCCUUUGGUAGGCAAUGGUAAUCAGUAUUGAACAAGCUUAGAUUUCAUGCAUUUAAAAUUGUUACAAAUUGGAUAAAUUUAACAUAAAUGCAAAAUGUUGCUUCGUUUAGUGAAGUGCAUUUUAUUUAACAUUUUAAAUGAAUCCCCCACCCCUUUAAAUUUAACCAUCUAAAGAGAAGUAACAAAGAUAAUUAAUCUACUAAAUUACUUUCUGUAAACCUUUCAGGAUAAAGAGCUGCCUCAAAGCAACGUCUCAUUCCGGUGGCGAAAAGAUAGGUUGAAACUGCAAUCUGAACAUAUUCCAGACGUCCUAAUUAAAACUCGGCAUAAAAUCUGUUUAAUGCCACCUUAUUCUGUGAUAUACUGGGUGCUACAAAGAAAAUAUUGCAUUUCCCAGCAUUGUUUACCUCAAUAUUGGUGAACACACCAUUAGUGAUUUGACAAAUGGCAUUUCAACCACUGAAGAGGAAUAACGGAUUGCAGUGUCAAUGUAAUCAAGUGCACACGUUUACUAAGCAUGGUUAAUAUGGAUGAUAAAUAAUAUUGAAUUGUUGCCAAAUCUACUUUUGCAUUUUCCACCCAGGCACACAUUUGACUUCAUUAGUGCUAUUUUAUCGCGUGCUGUAACUCAAAUUCAUGUUGUUGUGGCUCACUUAGAAAUUCGGAAAAUGGUCAUUGCUUUUUCAUGAGACAUAUGUUGCAAGUAGUGGUCACCUCCUAACCAAUCAACAAUUUGCAGCAAUCUGCAUGCAGCAAUAUUCUAUUUAAUGGAAGCUUUUAUCUUCAUCAACAGUAUCUUGUGCUUCUGAGCUGAUACUUUCUGGCAACUUUGAAUUGUUUUAAUUGUUGAUUUUUGUACAUUCCUGUCAGUUUGUAGCUGUUUUGUAUGGAGCAACAGUACGGCUGCUCGCUAAUGUAAAAUUGACAGGUCUUAAAGAUUAAAGUCUUUGUUUAGUGCUUGCCUGCCUCUAAAAUGAAAACAGGUCAAGACAUAAUAGUGUAUUUUGUGAGUGUGUUU